Messenger RNA from Anopheles merus, 854 nucleotides. RefSeq lists its product as uncharacterized. The coding region runs from base 295 to 717 and encodes 140 amino acids. NCBI's taxonomy places the organism in Eukaryota, Metazoa, Arthropoda, Insecta, Diptera, Culicidae. The record is from RefSeq and is a predicted model, not a curated record. The transcript has 3 exons.
AAGUGCCGACUGGCACGGCGUACGAUCGAGGGUUGGGGCAGCUUACGUGCGCGCUCUUACGGCGCGUGCACGGUGGACAUUAACCGGACGGGACCACUCGGAGGCCCACAGUCGCACGUCGUGAGUGCCAUCGGUAGCAUCUCGCGCGAAGAGAAACGCAGCUCAUCUCGGACAGUGUAGAGUUUUAAGUUGUUGUGUUUGUAUAGCCGUACGUGAUAAUAGUGCGUCGUUCGUGGCUGGUGUAAAGGGUUAUGAACAUUCAUUCACUCGGUGACACGAUCAGUGAGUCUCAUUAUGCGCGAUAAGCUGCUGCUAGUGAUCGGUGCGUGCUGCGCGCUUACCUAUCUUCAGGUGGCCAGGACGCAGCAGAGUGAUUAUGAAAUCGAUUACGAUGAGGAGGGCUUUUGGAUUGGCCACGGGCUAGGCAACCGCAAAGAAGGUGACGAAAUCCUGAAGGUGCUGCACAAAUCGGUCGGUCCAUUCGUGGAGCCGCAAAACGUUACCGUCGUAGAGAAGUUCACUGCAGCGGAUGGUGAAAGUAUUACGUUCACACAAUUCAACUCCUCUAAGGUACUCACAUACUUUCACGAGGUGGUAUUGGACUUCAAUCCGAAAAACUUCUACAUCCGGCUGAAACUGUUUAAUAUAACCAGCCUUCGACUGCAGCGAACAGUGUAUGGGUUUCGAUCGAACGCAAUCAAACCGGAUGUGAGCUAGAAAUGCUCCCAUUAAGCCAUUAUGCGCUGCAACCCAUUAGAAAUUAGUGUCUGCUUUCUUUAAUAAGUUAUCUGUAGGUACUGUAUUAAUUAAGCUAGUGAAUAAGGAAUAAAACCAAAAAUCUCUUACAUCACUCA